AUGGAACCGACGGUAGAGCACACGCUGUCCGUCUUGGGCAUGACCUGCAAAUCAUGCGUCAACAGCAUUCAACUCACCAUCGGAGAGAGAUCAGAUGUCAAAAGCGUCAAGGUCGCCCUGGAUGAGGCGAAAGCUUACGUGUCUGCUCCGGCGUCAGUGUCCCCUGCGGUUCUAGCUGCAGCGAUAGACGACAUGGGCUUCGAAGCCGCUUACCUGCACACGACGACAAGCAUCCGAAUCGAUGGUAUGACAUGCCAAUCGUGCGUGCUAAAUAUCCAGAACACGUUGACACCGGUCGAAGGGAUCAUCGAAAUCGAAAUAUCCCUCGAAGAAGCGAAAGGAACCUUCAAAUUCGAUGCCAAAAGCAUAUCCGUACAACAGAUCGUCGAACAUAUCGACGAUAUGGGAUUCAUUCCGAAAUGGCCGUACGAAGAAGACGUGGACAAGGACUUUGAUCAGAUUGCCAAGCGACACGCUUCAGCUCUGGAUGAGGUCGACGCGAUCCUGAGCGGCUCCGACCCGGACGGCUGGGUCACAAACUCAGAGGAUACCAUCAGAGAAACACUGUGA
Galendromus occidentalis (western predatory mite) is the source of this 570-nucleotide messenger RNA. Its product is annotated as copper-transporting ATPase 2. Gene Ontology annotation, molecular function: copper ion binding. Bases 1 to 570 code for a protein of 189 amino acids. The record is from RefSeq and is a predicted model, not a curated record. The transcript is spliced from 3 exons. NCBI's taxonomy places the organism in Eukaryota, Metazoa, Arthropoda, Arachnida, Mesostigmata, Phytoseiidae.